AUGGCUUCUGUCUCCGAGCGCACGUUCAUUGCCAUCAAGCCCGACGGAGUCCAGCGGGGACUGGUAGGAGAAAUCAUCAAGCGGUUUGAACAGAAAGGAUUCAAACUGGUGGCCAUGAAAUUAAUACGUGCUUCUGAAGACCUUCUGAGAGAACACUACAUUGACCUAAAAGAUCGGCCAUUCUAUGAUGGUCUAGUGCAGUAUAUGCACUCUGGACCUGUUGUAGCUAUGGAACAUCAUUCAUGGAAGUGA
Molecule: messenger RNA, 252 nt
Organism: Antrostomus carolinensis (chuck-will's-widow)
Lineage: Eukaryota; Metazoa; Chordata; Aves; Caprimulgiformes; Caprimulgidae
Product: nucleoside diphosphate kinase A 1
Exons: 3
Coding region: 1-252 (83 amino acids)
Biological process (GO): UTP biosynthetic process; CTP biosynthetic process; GTP biosynthetic process
Molecular function (GO): nucleoside diphosphate kinase activity
Source: RefSeq, a predicted model, not a curated record